ACAGCAGGGUCAAGCGCAGUGUUCCAGCCCGCGGCCGUGGAACAUAAAUACAGACAGCGAAACGCAUGCCCGCAGCGGCAUCUGUCAGACCCUGCCCCGCCUGCACGUUUCACAACCUUCCCAGCGCUACGCAUUGCGACGUCUGCGACGAGCCUCUCGGCGCUGCAGUAGCGCCGGCCAUAAUCACUCCCGCGAAGAGCAUGGACGGCGUAAAAGUCAAAACGGAGGGCGUAACCGUCAAGCCGGAGUCCGCCGAUGGCGCGGCGCCCGCCGUCGUGAAGACCGAGGUCAAGGCGGAGGUCAAAGACGAGGACGAGGAGGAGCCCGCCCUCGUCUGCGUGCCGAAGACGGCGCCCAAGAAGAAGCAGGCGCCCGCGCCCGCGCCCGCUCCGGCGCCGGCGCCGCGCGCCGCGCCGGCACCCGCGCCAGCCGCACAAGCGACGCGGCCCGCGCCCGCCCCGCAAGAUGAUGAUGAUGACGACGACGAGGAGCCCGACAUCUGCCGGCCGCGGACGGCCCCCGUCGUAGAUGAAGACGAGAAGGUGCCGAUGAAGAAGCAGUCCGGGUACCAGUUCCACAACGCGACGCACCGCGCGGCCGUCAAGAAGGAAAUAGAAGAGGCCAAUCCGGACAUGCCGGCCAAGGAGAAGAACGCGCUGAUCACGAAGCGGCUCGGGGACAUGUGGGGUAGGUUAGAUAAGGCCGCGCAGCACCGGUACAAGGCCGACGCGCCGUAUGUGGUCAUAAAACAGAAGGGGCCGCAUAAACCGGAGCCGCCGAGACUGGUCGACCUGCCGGCGGGCACGCACGGCAAGUGCAAGCGGUGCGGCGAAGGCGUGGAAGAGAGAGCUGUGGUUGUAGGUUCUAGAAGGUGGAAGGUCAAGUGCUUCCGGGAGUCGACGUCAUUAGAAGUAGGAGACGGGUCGCACAAGUGCAAGGUCUCCGGUGAGAUGAUAGAGUCGGGUGCGGUCUGCCUGGCGGUCAAGGUAAAGUCGGCCACUAUUUAUUUCGAGGCAAGCAAGGUCGCGCCCUUCCUGCGGGCUUUACUAAAACCGGCGCUGCCCGAUGCGUUGUUCGGCGGCUUCGAUGCCCUGGGAGGUCCCGAGAAGCGGGCGUUCUACGCGCUCUUUCCGGACGUGGCGUUGCCGGAGCAGUACAAGAGCAAGGGGCAGAAGGCGCAGGCGAAAACGGCGAAGGAGUUCGACUUCGCGGCGAUGGUGGGGCGCCCGCGCGACACGCGCUACGAUAUAGAUGACGACGACUCCGAGGAGGACGAGGAGCCGGUCGCGCCGGCGCCGAAGAAGCGGCGCGUCAUCGAGGACCUCGAGGACGACGUCUAG
Molecule: messenger RNA, 1340 nt
Organism: Pelagomonas calceolata
Lineage: Eukaryota; Pelagophyceae; Pelagomonadales; Pelagomonadaceae
Source: the annotation of a GenBank genome assembly